CUAAAAAUGGAUUACAGUGACAGCGAGGACUCGCUGCUUGAAAUGUAUUCUGACUCCGAUCAAGACUCAAACGCCCCUAAUAAUCACUCCCAGAAGUGCAAGUCAUGCGGCAGCACCCGUUUCGAUAGGCUCAAUGGCAGCCUUAUUUGCAAGAUCUGAAAGACAGUGAAUACGCUUGGUAAUAAUGUCAGAGUGGAUUUUAAGACUAAGAUGGAAGCCCAGAAGAGUAAAGCGAGGAUUAAGAAGGUUAAGGGUAAGGAUAGCAAGGAUCAUACUCCUGUUGGUGAUAAGAAGUCGAAGAGUCACAGGAUUGCGAAAUUAGUCAAGUUAGGUGAUACUUCGAGCCCGCUUAUUGAGAAUUAUGGGUGUAGGAUAUAAUGGACUGGACACGACAGUUGUUCACAAAUGUAUGUGGGAGUAAUGAGAAGAAGGAUGAAGAGAAAGUACAAACGAUAUCAGAUCACUGGGUCGAUUACUUUUUAGCAAUAACCUUUGGAAUGUUGUUGUGAGCUAGACAGAUGCGUUUGGCAAUGGGGCUAAGUGGGCAAUUCGAGCGAAUUGUAAUAAGUAUGUGGUUGAAAUAUCUGAAAUGAUGGAAAAAUAAACCUAUUAUUGGCCCUUUUACUAGUGAACGAAAAGGUGGCCUCCAGAUGGACAAGAAGAAACAAAUUAAGAGAUUCACCUUUUUCACCCAAAAACAGCUUGAGGAUUACUGUCAAAAUCUGAAAGAGACUUCUGGACCUGAGAGAGAAGACAUAAAGAAUAAAUCUUAUCUGAACCAAGUUAAGCAGGUUUAUUACGAACUCAGAAUAGAUGAAGGAGAAAUUUCUCGUAAAAGAAAUAAGAAGGCUAAUGCAAAGACUUGAAAUAACACUCUUGAGUUCUUGAAAAGAAACACUAUCUGAUAUAACGACCAUCUUUAUGUGGACUUUAAAACUCCUGAAGAUGUGUUGAUGCUUAAAAAUCAUCCUGGGAUAGACAUCCUAGAGCGAGGUAUGAUUUAUAUACAAAGGAAGUAUUCUGUCGACUUUUUGAUUGAUAAUUUUAAACUAGACCCAGUUAAGCUGUUCAGAACGAUCAAAUACAAGGGAGGCAAGCUGCUUAAUAUUGAGGACAGGACUUACACAAUCCAGAUCCUUUCAGAAAUUGCAGAGCAGAUAUAUACUAAUCUCGGUGUAAAGAAAGGGCUUUUUCUAGACAAAUUUAUAAGCAGUAGAUUAAGGAAAAGAGACAAGCUGGUCCUCCUCAUUUUCACGAUAGACUUGUCACAUAACGAAUAUUUAACUGAUAAGCAAUGUCAGAAUGUCAAUUAUAAGAAGUGGCUGAAGAGAAGAGUCCGCUCAAGUCUUGAAACUGAGUACCAGUCUUUACUAUCAGACCAGUCUCAGAUUAAGCUAGUUAAGCAAUUAGCCAAACAGGAGACAAAGAAGAUUAGAUUUGAGAAACUUUUGACUAAGUAUCUUAGCUUUUAUUAUGACUCUGUGGAGACCGAUUCUAAAACUUUUAAGCAACAGAUGAGUGAUAUUAAGGUGUCUAAACAUGAUAACCAGCAUGAUAAGUUGACUUCUGUUGAGCCCAAUACUGUGCUGAACUUCUUGAUUCUUGGAUAUUUUGAAUACGUUGCUAAAAAUUUUAAUGCUUCUGUGUACAGUGUGAAUCAAAUUCUGGAUUGUAUAAAUCAAAAUAAAAUAAACUACCUAAAUUUUGGCGAUAAUUUUGUUAAGAUUUUGGCAAACAGUAGUUUGCAAGUUAAACAUAUCUCAUCCCCUCUUCUCGUUUGCAGGUCUUUGAGAUACUUACUUCCUCAGAAUGUGAAUUCAAAACUGAAAGGGUAUUUUACUGUCCUCUGAAAGCAGGUAUGAAGAGCAAGGAAAAUUACAGGAGUUUUCCAGAUUUUUGUUAUCCAGUAUUUGCUCUCACAGUGGGACAAUUUUUCCCAACAAACAAGUUUUCCAUUUAACUCCUAUGAACUGAUCAUUGAUUGCAUCACCAAGGUCUACUCUUUAGUCUAUUUGACAGGUGUCAGCAUGGAAGACCUCAAUGCUAUUGAACCUUCUAAAGGUAGGCUAGAACAGGAGUGUCAUUUUAUUUCUAAAGAAAAAUUUGACAGCAAUUAUAUCGAGGGCUACAACUCACAAAUAAAGGAGAAGCACGAAAAGUCUAUUCCUUGGGAAGUCAAACAUUACGAGCAUUGCUCUACAGACUCUAUUUUGCCUAUUUUGGACACUGUGCAGAGCCACUUCUCUAGAAGCACUGUGUACAGCAGCCGUGACACAGAAAUAGGAGAUUUAUUUGAAGAAAUUAUGAACUUCUCCGAUGACGAGGAGGAUAUUCCUACCCUUGCACAAGGAGGUAGGGUGAUCGACAGUGACAACUCAAGUAUAAUGUCAUCAGAUGAAGAAGAUCACCUUGUCGAUAACUGAAACAUAGUUGAAGUGGAGUUAUCCAUUUCCUAACUUAUAAAUAACUAUUCCAUAU
This is a messenger RNA of Moneuplotes crassus, 2478 nucleotides long. The record is from the annotation of a GenBank genome assembly. NCBI's taxonomy places the organism in Eukaryota, Ciliophora, Spirotrichea, Euplotida, Euplotidae.